Messenger RNA from Loxodonta africana (African savanna elephant), 9394 nucleotides. RefSeq names its product transcription factor like 5 (gene TCFL5). Gene Ontology annotation, cellular component: nucleus. The record is from RefSeq and is a predicted model, not a curated record. Gene Ontology annotation, biological process: spermatogenesis; regulation of DNA-templated transcription. Gene Ontology annotation, molecular function: RNA polymerase II cis-regulatory region sequence-specific DNA binding; protein dimerization activity; DNA-binding transcription factor activity, RNA polymerase II-specific. The coding region runs from base 83 to 1405 and encodes 440 amino acids. The transcript is spliced from 6 exons. Lineage: Eukaryota; Metazoa; Chordata; Mammalia; Proboscidea; Elephantidae.
GCCCGGGCCGGCGGGCGAGGGCGGGGACGCGGCGCUGGAGCCGGCGCUGAGCUUCACCACCACCGACCUGAGCCUGGUGGAGAUGACGGAGAUCGAGUACACGCAGCUGCAGCACAUCCUCUACUCGCACAUGGAGGCGCAGGCGGCCGACGGCGAGCUCGAGACGCGCCUCAACUCGGCCUUCUUCGCGGCCCCGGCGGGCGGCGCGGGCUUGGCGGCGGCGGCGGCGGGCGGCGCGGGCUUGGCGGCGGCGGCCGGGCCGCCCGUGUACCCGGUGCUGUGCCCGCCGGCGCUGGCGGCGGACGGCGGCUUCGCGGCCUCCAGCCCGUGCCUGGGCCACAUCGACUUCCAGGAGCUGCGCAUGAUGCUGCUGAGCGAGGCCAGCCUGCCGGUGGCCGUGGCCGGCGCGGCCGAGAAGACGCCGGGCGGCGGCGCGGGCGAGGCGGCGGCCCGGCCCAAGGCGGCCGACGGCGCCACCAAGGAGAACGCGGCGGCGGCCGGCGAGGGCGCGCCCGAGGCCCGGGCCAAGUCGGCCGUGCGCGUCCGCCUGGAGGACCGCUUCAACAGCAUGCCUUCCGAGCCGCCGCGCGGCCCCGAGCCCCCCGAGACGGGCGUCGCGCUCAACAAUUUGGUAACUCUUAUUCGACAUCCAUCAGAAUUAAUGAAUGUUCCCCUUCAUCAGCAACAAAACAAGUGUACGACGUUAGUGAAAAAUAAAACUGCGGCUGCGACCACUGCUUUGCAAUUCACGUACCCACUGUUUACCACAAACGCUUGUUCUGCUACUGGAAAUUCUAAUCUUUCACAGACACAGAGUCCUGGUAACUCCUGUUCUAUACUUGAAGCUGCCAAGCAUCAGGAUAUUGGAUUGCCCAGAGCAUUUUCUUUCUGUUAUCAGCAGGAAAUUGAAUCCACUAAACAGACUUUAGGCAGUAGAAACAAAGCUUUACCUGAGCAGGUUUGGAUUAAAGUAGGAGAAGAAGCGCUAUGUAAACAAGCAAUAAAUAAGAGGAAUCGAAGUAGAAUACGUCAGUUGGACACAAAUGUAGAACGAAGAGCCCUUGGAGAAAUUCAGAAUGUGGGCGAAGGCUCCACAGCCGCACAGGGCGCUUGGCAGUCAGCGGAGUCCUCACAGUCCAACUUGGGGGAGCAGACCCAGAGCGGGCCCCAGGGAGGAAGGUCUCAGCGUAGGGAGAGGCAUAACCGAAUGGAAAGAGAUAGAAGGCGCCGAAUCCGCAUUUGCUGUGACGAGUUGAACCUCUUAGUUCCAUUCUGUAACGCCGAGACGGACAAGGCGACAACUCUCCAGUGGACAACGGCGUUCCUGAAGUACAUUCAAGAAAGACAUGGAGAUUCUCUCAAAAAGGGCUUCUUGUGCCUCCAGCUCCUCCCACAGUGGACGUAGGCCCAGGCGUGUAGAAUGUGGGGCUGCCCCUCUUGUGAGCCUUGUGAUGAGAAUGGCCGUGUCUGUUCCCCAUUUCUGUGUUACAUAAUUUCAUCUAGUUCCUUAUUUUCACUAGACACAUAAUUGCACUCUUUAAAGUGCAAUCCUCAUUUUAUGGCAAAUUUACUCUAAUUGGACCAUUUAUAGUAACUUGUGGCGCUCUGGUGGCGCAGUGGUUGAGAGCUAUGGUGUGCUACGGCUGCUCCUUGGAAACCCUCUGGAGCAGUUCUGCUCUGUCCUACAAGGUCCCUGUGAGCCGGAGUCGACUCAGCGGCAGUGGGUGGUCAUUUAUGAUGCAGUUACUCUUUAAUACUAUGUAUUAGAAGUAGGCUAUUGGUUUGUUUUAAUAAAAUGAAGCUUUUAUAUUUUAAAAAAUGAUUUAAUGAUUGGCUCUGUGUAUCUAUUAGUAGUAAAUUACUAUUAAUGUAAUUUAUUAAAGUAUAAAAAAGGUGUUUAUCACUUGUAGAUUAAAAGCUUUUGCUACCUGUGUCUGUGUAUUCUCAAAGAUUAAGUAGAUUAAAAGCUAAUUAAUAUCACACACCCACACAUAUAUGUGUGUAUAUCAUGCUUCCUGGAUAUUUCUGAUAUUUAAUUGUGUUGAAUUUGUAGAUUGUUUCUGGCCCAGAUUGUCAGACACGGGCUGAGGAGAAUUAGAGCAGAAAUAGCCUAAACGUGGCUGCACUUAGCUAUUUCCUCAGCAACCUUCCCCCUCUUGUAUGAAUAUUUUUGUUCUUUUUUUUUUAGUUUUAUUUUUUUGUUGUUGAUAAUGUGCACAGCAAAACAUACCCAAAGUUAACAGUAACUGGAAAGAUUAGAUAAGAAUUUAGGGAGUAGUGAAUUUAUGUCAACGGAAGGGGGGUAACAACUCAGAAAAGGAAGGUGAGAAUGGUUGCACAACUCGCAGAAUGUAGUCAGUGUCACUGCCCCCUAAGCUCCUAUCGUAUCUUUCCAGUUUCUGUUGUCACUUUGAUCCCACACAGAUAGUUCUUAAAGGACCAUAAUGCUGAAGGCAGACAUUUUAAACUAGUUAAGCUGAACUAUUGUUUGGUUUUAAGAAGAGUUCGGGGGAUAUUUUUGGUUUAAGGUUUAAAGAUUAUCUGUGGACAAUAGUUUCAGGGAUUCAUCUAGCCCCCUUGGCUCCAGAAAGUCUGGAGUCCAUGAGAAUUUGAAAUUCUGUUCUACAUUUUCCCCCUUUUGAUAAGAAUUCUUCUAUAGACUCUUUGAUCAAAAUGUUCAGUAAUGGUAGCUGGGCACCAUCUAGUUCUUCUGGUCUCAUGACAAAGGAGACAGUUGUUCAUGGAGGCAAUUAGUCACACAUUCCAUUUCCUCCUCCUGUCCUGACUCUCCUUCUUCCUCUGUUGCUCCACAUGAAUAGAAACCAAUUGUUGUGCCUCAGAUGGCUGCUUGCAAGCUUUUAAGAUCCCAGGAACUAUGAAACGAACUAGGAAGUAGAACAGAAGCACUAAACACAUUAUUAGGCCAAUUAAUUGGAAUGCCCCAUGAAACCAUGACUGAAAACCUCCAAACCAAGGAAUCAAAUCCCAUGAGGUGUUUGGUUGUACAUACUCAGCCUCAGCAGCUUUUUUUUUUCUUUUUUUGUCAUUGUUGUAGAUUUAUCUAUUACUCAACUUUUGCCAGUUCAGCUUUUUACAGGUGUUCAACUUAUUGACAGUGUUUUGUUCUUAAAGAUGCAGUACAUGAGAGUUUUUGGUGAUUGUCCUCAACUUUUUCAGUACUCAUUGCAUUCAGCAAAUCUUUCCUGCUGUAGCCAGGCCUGCUGCAGAUGCUGGGGGUACUUAGAAUGGGACAGACAGAGUCCCUGCUCACCUGGAGACAGGCAGUGAACAAGUGGACAAGUGCCAUCAGACACUAUCAGUCCUGUCAUGAGCUGGGAAAGGUUGUGCUGACAGCAUGAGUCUGCCCAGGGGCAUUCUUUAGACUGAGGGUCAAGGAAGGCCUCUGAACCCAGACCCACACGAGGAGGAAGAGGAGGAGGAAGAGGAGGACGAGCCAGCCUGGUGGGGGGGAGCAGCAGUUCCAGAGUCUUCAGGGGCGCACUGCUGUGGUGAGGGGGACAUGGGGGCCAGCAGUGCUGGAGUUGAUCAAGAGCAGUGACAUGAGGUGUGGUGGGAAAGGUGGGCAGGCGCAGAGUGUGACACCUACACGUGGUUCUCCUGGAGGAGUGGCCCUGGGGGUCAGAAGCAGGGGGUGACAUUUACAAAGCUCUCUCCCACUGAGUGUGGAGGGACAAUUCUAGGAGAGAGGGGCUGGAGGCAGGAUGCUGCAGUGGCUCUGGCAAGAGGCAGCUUGGCAAGGUGGUAGCAGCAGAAACAAGACAGGGCUUUAGGACGUCUGCUGGUGCCAGGCAUAGACGUGAUGGAAAGAGGAGCGGGGCGGCUGGGCGUGAGCCGGGCAGCUGGUGCUGUCCGCUGAGAGGGGAGGACUGGGCAAAACAGGAAGGGGCUGCUUCUCUGGCUAAGCUUCCAGUGCCCGGGAGGUGGGAGUGCGGUGCUGAGAAGGCAGUGGUGCACACGUGACUUAGGAGCACAGGCUGGUCGGAGAGAAAAACUAGAGAGUCGUCAGCAAAGAGAUGAUUUGCUUAGAGUUAUUUCUGUAAUGAACAUACAGUGCAGUAAAUGCCUGUAUAUAGUCAUCACCUAAUCUCAGCAGGUAACAUUUGCCGUAUUUGCUUAACACACAUACAUACACACACAUUUGCUGACAAUUUCAAAGACAAUAACUGACAUCGUAAGCCUUUGCCUCUAAAUAUUUUUGCGUGUACCUCCAAAGAACAGGCAUGUCUCAGUCUCAUUAUCCCCCUCACAAGUCGAUAGUAAUUCUCCUGCAUGAUCUCAUACCCAGUCCAUAUUCAGAUUUCCCCACAAUGUUGCAAAACUGACUUCUAAUGGUUUUGUUUUCCAAACCAGGACCUAGCCCUGGGUGCGACACUGCACUGGUCAUGUUCCCUCAGUCUCUUUCCGCUACAGCACUCCGCACCCCACCCCACAGAUGUUUUGUUCAAGUAUACCAUUUUAACCAUUUCUGAGUGCACAUUUCAGUGGCAUUAGGUACAUUCACAAGGCUGUGUAACCUGACUGCUGUCUAUUUCCAGAUCUCUUUCGUCACCCGAAGUAGAAACCCAGUGCCCUUUGAACAAUAGCUUCCCAUUCCCGGCUCCCCAGCCCCGGGUAACUGCUAAUGGACCUUCUUUCUCUGUACGUUUGCCUAGUUUAGAUGCUUCCUAUAAGUGGGAUCAUGCAGUAUUGUGACUAUUACAUUUAGGAUGACGUCUUCCAGGUUCAUCCACGUCGUAGCAUGUAUCAGAACUUCAUCUCUCGUUAUGGGUGGGUAAUGUUCCAUUGUGUGGAUGGACCCAAUUGUGUUUAUCCUGUGGGUGGACACUUGGGUUGUGUCCUUUUAGCCCCUGUGAACAAUGCCAUGAUGAACAUGGGUGCACAAGUCUCUGAGUCCCUGCUUUCAAGUCUCUGGAUAUAUACCUAGGAGUGGAAUUGCUGGCUCAUGUGAUCAUUCUAUCUUUAAUUUUUUGAGGACUGCCACGCUGUUUUCCCCAGUUAUUUUUUAUGACAUUGACAUUUUGAAGAGAUGGGGUCAAUUGUCUCCAGUAUGGCCUGCGUUUUGGAUUUAGAUGACACACUUUAUUUGUUUAUGGUCAUUUUUAAUUUUGAUAUAAUUUUUAAUGUACAGAAAAAUUGCAAGAAUAGCACAAAGAGCUCCUGUAGACCCAGGUUACCCGGAUUCGCUAGUUGUUCACAUUUGGCCCCUUUGUCCUGUCAUUCUCCAUCUCCCGCACGCUUUCCCUCUUCUUCGCUGUGUCUAUAUACAUAUAUAUAUAUAUUUUUUUUUUCCUCAACCACUUGAGAGUAAGUUGCAGACAUCAUGCCCUUUAUACCUAAAUACUUCGGUGUAUGUUUCUUAAGGAUAGGGAUAUUAUCUUAGGUAACCAGAAUACAAUGAUCAAAAUCAGGAAACUUAAAGUCAAUGUGAUACUAUUAUCUAACUCAGUUGUCCCAGUAACAUUCCCUACAGCUGUUUUUCCCCAGUCAGAAUCCAAUCCCCGCAUCCCCGUUGCCUUGAGCAUUUUGAGUUCAUGACGUAAAUCUCAGGAAGGCUUUCCAGGUGACCCCGCUCCACCUCCCUGGCUCUGUCCCUUCCUCCUCCACCCCCAUCAUCCCUGCUUGUCUGAGGUCAGGCUGGUGUGCUCUCCCAGCCCCUGUCUCCAGUUGUUGGUGUUUCUCUUGUGGACUUUGCUCUCCUUACCUGUUGUCUGCAUUCCUCUCUCUUCUCUUCUUUGCAUUCUCUCUCAGGUCCCUCCCAACAGGUUUGGCCACCACCUCACGAGGCUGUUGAGUCAGGGGCCCCAGGGUUCAUCUCGGGCUGAACUCACUUGUCCUCUCAGUGGCACCUGACGCACCUGGUGCGUUCUUCACCUGACGUCCAGAACGCUGCCCCCUGGGGUCCCUAACCCCUCACUGGGUAGGCCUUCUUUUCUCCCCGUUCUCAUCUGUGGCUCGGGGACUGAGUGGCCUAGCAAAUUGGAGACUCACCAGUUGGUGGGUGGCUCCCUGACCCUGCCCGACGUGUGGCUCCCCCACCAUCCUGUCCGUAGUGUGGCUCCCUGACCCUGCCCGACGUGUGGCUCCCCCACCAUCCUGUCCGUAGUGGGGAUCGGCUGCCUGGCUUGGUAGGCUGUGUGUGGGAGGAGACUACUCCCUGCAUGGACUGGGGUCCCGCACUGCAGACAGGCCCCACCUGUGGCCUUGUGCCUGCCAGCUCUGCAGUUUGCGCUCUAGCUCCAGGUCAACUGGUCACGUGUUCCACCUUCUGAAACAUUUCCAUCUCCUCUUGUUCUAAUGAGUUUAUGUCUUUUGAGUCCUGUCGUCAUUUUAGUGGGGUCUGAGGAGGAAUCAGGGUCAAAACUCACAUUUCUGCUUUUUAAGCUCUUCCAUCUCUCUGAUUUUGUCCCCGUUUUUUUCCUGAGCCUUGCGUCUCUGGUGGGGUGGUCCGCCCAGUCUGUGGAUUUGUGUGUGGAGGGGUGAGUGGUAGUGUUUUUUCUGCCAUAUUUUGCUUUUAUAUUUAUUACGUGAAAACUUUACCUUCAAUUCUAUUAUUUCCUUCACUUUUUACGUUAGUUUUUUUUUUUUUUCCUGAUGUCUUGAAUGUUUAUUUUCAAUCUUAUUUUCUAAUAAAUGCACUUAGGGCCUAUUUCUGUCUAGUGCAGUUUUGAAAGCUUCCCACUGGUUAGGAUACAGUGUUCUCGUGGUCACUAGAUUCUCAGUGUCUUGGAAUUUUUGUUUUGUUUGCUUCUUCAACACAUGAGUCAUCUGGAAGUAGGUCUUUUUGCGCCAGGUAUUUAGGGCUCCCUGUCAGUCUUUUCAGAAACAGCUCUUUGUGUGUCUCUCUUUUUGCCACGUCAUCAGUGAAAGGUGAGUGUAUAAAAAAGUGAUGUUUUAAAGUGUUGAGACUUCCAUUGUGACCUGUUUUAAGGCCAAUUUUUUAAAAGUUUUGUGUUUGCUUGGAAGGAAUGUGUUCUUGUUUGGAGAAUUCUGUAUGUUUACGGGAUUAAGCUGUCUGCCAGGCCGGUAGUUUGUGAGAGACCGUGUACAUGGGACGUCUCCACAAUGACUGGGCUUGCCAGGGCUCCUUGGGGUGUUCUUGGGGUUUGCUUUGUGCAUUUCAGAGUGUUGUUAAAAACCAAAAAAACCCAAACCUGUUGCCAUCGAGUCAAUGCCGACUCAUGGCAACCCUAUAGGGCAGAGUAGAACUGCCUCGUAGGGUUUCCCAAGGAACUGCUGGUGGAUUCAAACUGCCGACAUUUUGGUUAGCAGCUGACUUCUUAACCACUGCGCCACCAGGGCUCUUGUUAGCGCCAACAAUUCAUGCCUGUUCUGUCUUCCUCUUGAGUGGAGGUUUGUUUAUCAAUUUUCCUUUCACCCUUUGCCUUGAGCUCUCUCUUUUCUGAUCCAUUUACCCCAUCAGCUUCCUUCCUUUUAAUAACUUCCUGGCACAUUUUUCUGGCCACUAAUGGGAACCGUCUUUUUCGCACUGAGAAAUACAAUUUUUGUUGUUGGCAUUGUUCUCAUAUUUACAUAUCUAAUGUGUUGACUUGGGUCAGAUGCCAUCCCAAGGGGUUUUGAUAAAGUGGUGAGGCGCCCUUUAAAGCUCAGUUAUUUCACAUUUUUUAUUGUAAGUAGAAUUACUGGGGCAUUGCUCCUACCUCUGGCCUCAGCCCAGUACGGGGAACGGAGGAAGCCUGCGUGGAUGUCCCACAGCUUCCCCCAACUCCCGGUGAGUUGCCACACCCUCCACUCCAGGGACCCUGUGAGGGGUGGAUAGAACCACAGCUUCACCCUACUGCUGGCAGAGCUGUUGAGAAUUAAGUCGAACCCUAAGGGCUAGCCUCAUCAUUCUGUGAAUCACAUCUGAAAAAUGAUUCUCUUCUUCUUUCUGACCUUUAUUUAGUAAUUUUGAGAGGUAAAUUCCACCUUACUAAAUAUAGGUGGAUAUUUUAUACUUGGGCCUUGGGUGUCAGGAUAUAGGGAAUUACUAAAAUGUGGCUCAUCUUAAAUUGUAUUAAGAUCCUGUUGUUGUUGCCGUUAGGUGCCGUUAAGUCACUUCCAAUUCACAGCGACCCUAUGCACAGCAGAACGAAACACUGCCCAGUCCUGCGCCAUCUGCACAAUUGUUGCUAUGCUCCAGCCCAUCGUGCAGCCACUCUGUCAGUCCACCUCAUUGAGGGUUUUUGUCUCUCUCUCUUUUUUUAAAUUUUUAAAGUUUGGGAGGAAAAUUAAAGUGUAUGUAUAUGCAGAUACAGCUUCUGAAUGUAUGUGGUAGCAGCAAGUGGCAGAUGCUUUGGUUGGGAAGCACUAAAAACAUGGAUUGGUGGAAUGUCUGUGCCAUAGCCAUCCUGAACACCGAAAAAUUACACUCAUGGCAGCAGAUACUGCACAAAAGGACAAGUCUUGUAUGACCCACUUCUACAGACGGAAAGUAGACCAGAGGCUAGCAGGGCUGCGGAGGAAGGGAUGGAGAGUUACUGAGCAAUGGGUGACAGAGUUUCUGUUUGAGACGACGGGAAAGUCUUGGAAAUAGAUGGCAUUGAUGGUUGGACAACACUGUGAAUAUAAUUAACACCACUGGAUUUUACACAUAAAAAUGGCUAAAAUGGUAAAUUUCAUGUUAUAUGUAUUUUACUACAGUAAUACAUAUAUGUUUAUAUACACAUAUAUAUAUACUCAUAUAUGUAUACCUGGAAACCCUGGUGGCCUAGUGGUUAAGAGCUACAGCUGCUAACCAAGAGGUCGGCAGUUCAGGUCCAUCAGGUGCUCCUUGGAAACUCUACGGGGCAGUUCUACUCUGUCCUAUAGGGUCGCUAUGCGUUGGAAUCAAUUCGAUGGCAGUGGGUUUGGGUUUGGUUUUUACACAAACCUAGAUUUCAUUGAAUAAGAAUUCUACACUUUAAAAAAGGAAAAAUCUUAUCAUGGAAAUUUUCAAACAUGCUCAAAAGCAGAGAAACUAGAAAGGGCACGCCAGGUCACCCUGACUCAGCUCCAGCCGUGAUUUCGUCUUGUCAUUACCUUCCUGUGGCAUUACUUUAAGGUCAUCCCACACAUCAUGUUAUUCAUAAAUGGAUCUCUAAAAAAGGGGGCUGUUUAAAAACAUAGCAACAAUGUCAUUAUCAUACCUAAAAAAAAACCCGGAAUAUUCCUUAAUAUCAACUCACAUUCCGAUUUCUCUGGUUAGCUUACAAAUCUCUUUUUACAGUUGGUUUAUCUGAAUCAAGAUUUUAAAAUUGCAUUUGGUCAACAGCUCUUAAAUAUCUUUCAUUGCUGUGAGUCAGAAUCGACUGGAUGGCACAUGCCAGCCACCCUCCUUCUUUCUUGCCUAUGGUGUGUUGACAGAAGGGUGUCAUCUAUCCCGUGCACUUUCUUA